CUGGUACUCGAUACAGUAACGAAAAUACUCGAGUAAUACACAGUCAUUAACAAGUGCUACUACACACGCGUAUAAAGUAUCACAACAAAAUGAAUACUAUUUUGGCAGUGUUCAUCGCUUGUGUUUUACCUUCAGUAUUUACUGUUACUCGUACAUUCACUAUAGACGAGAAUUGGGUGUGCAACGUGAAACGGUCGUGCUUAGAGUGCCUAAGGCUGAGUCAGUGUUCUUGGUGCCAAGCGGAAAAUAGAUGCUUUUCAAGGAAAUUGCCUACUUUUGAAGAUUUUUGUAGAGAUAAUUCAACAGAAUAUCAAAAUUAUAGAUUAAGUUUUAUGGACAACGCGAAGUGUUCAUGUGCCGGAGGCCACUUGGAAGAGAACUGCUACCCUCCGGGAGUGACGGAGGGCCCGAAAUGCACUGGUCGAGGUGCAUGCAUCUGCGGCCGCUGCGCUUGCAACCCCAUGCCUGACCCGGAACACCCUACGAAGAUGGUGAUGGGUGAAUUUUGUGAAUUCGAUAACUUCUCCUGCGAAGGGCCGCGAUGCAACGAAGGACCGUUUUUACACAAUGAUAUAAAAAACUUGAAUAAUGAAACGGUUGAGGAAAACGCCGAAGAAUAUUAAUACAAUUUAUUUAGGUAUAGGUUUUUUUAUGUAGGUUUGUGCGGAUUUUUUUUUGUUUCUGAAACACACUACAUACCAUUUAAAUAGUCAUAAUACUUAUCAUAAAAUAUUAUAAAUAGAAUAGAUGGAAUAAA
Molecule: messenger RNA, 757 nt
Organism: Ostrinia furnacalis (Asian corn borer)
Lineage: Eukaryota; Metazoa; Arthropoda; Insecta; Lepidoptera; Crambidae
Product: integrin beta-6-like
Exons: 3
Coding region: 90-623 (177 amino acids)
Source: RefSeq, a predicted model, not a curated record